AUGGCACUCCCCGCUCAACCAUCUUGCCGCGAUGAGUUCGAGAUCGCCAUCAUCUGCGCCCUGCGCAUCGAACGAGACGCCGUUGAAGCGCUGCUAGAUGAAGAGUAUGAAACAGACAGCUUCUCGUACGGAAAGUCAGCUGCGGAUAAGAAUGCCUAUACAACAGGGCGGAUAGGAGACCAAAAUGUAGUUCUGGCAUAUAUGCCAAGUAUGGGCAUGAUUACCGCCACCGCCGUGGCAGCCAACAUGGGAGCUAGUUUUCAGGGAAUCAAAUGCGCACUGGUGGUAGGCGUCUGUGGCGGCAUUCCUAUCACGGCCGACGGCACCGAAAUCCUGCUGGGGGACGUGAUCAUCAGUACGUCGGUGAUCCAGACCGAUUUUGGUCGACAGUUGCCUGAUAGGCUAGUGCGCAAGAAAGAGGAGGAAGACACUUUAGGCCGGGCCAACCCGGAAAUUCGAGCUUUUGCAGGGAGACUAUCAGGCUAUCUAGUACGGACUCGACUCGAGGAGAAGACGGCUGCCUAUUCUGCUCAGGUUUGUGCAAAACCAGGAUUUUCUCAGUCAGUCUAUCCAGGACCAGAACACGACAAGUUAUAUCCAGCUGACCACCGACAUAAGCAUCGCCAGAAGACGGGCGUUCAAGCAAACAAGAUCCAUGAACCAUGUAUUUGUGAUAAUUGCCAGAGCCAGGACGACGAAGCUUGUCAACUAGCACUGCAAAGCUCGUGUGAGGACCUCGGGUGCGCCGACAGUCUGUCUGUGGAGCGCACACGGAUACAAAAAGCGAUGGGGGUGGGUACUGAUGGACGGGUUCUAAAUGACGCUGAAGUCCACGAAGCCCAAGCACCUGCGAUUCAUUUUGGCCGAAUGGCUUGUAGCAACCAAGUGAUGAAGAGUGGGAGGCAUCGUGACCAGAUUGCUCAGGAAGAGAAAGUGAUUGGAUUCGAGAUGGAAAGUGCCGGUACGGGGCAUGUUGUGCCGACGAUCGUGAUCAAAAGCGUGUGUGAUUAUGCGGACUCUCAUAAAAAUAAGCGGUGGCAAGAUUAUGCGGCUGUGACGGCGGCGGCGUGUACGAAGGCGGUUUUGGAGGAGUGGAGGAACGUUGAUCGGCCCCAGACCCAUCGCCUGGAGCGAGGAGAUCAAGGUUAG
Messenger RNA from Exophiala bonariae, 1149 nucleotides. RefSeq lists its product as uncharacterized. Gene Ontology annotation, biological process: nucleoside metabolic process. The transcript has a single exon. Lineage: Eukaryota; Fungi; Ascomycota; Eurotiomycetes; Chaetothyriales; Herpotrichiellaceae. Gene Ontology annotation, molecular function: catalytic activity. The record is from RefSeq and is a predicted model, not a curated record. Bases 1 to 1149 code for a protein of 382 amino acids.